GCGGCGGUAAGGGGAGAGAGCAGAAGUCCCAGCCUUGCAUCCCUCCAUGGGGCCGCCCAAGCCCCUGAGAGGAUGGCAGCCUGGGCGAUGGAGCCAGCACCGGGGCAUCCUGUGAGCCCAGCACAGGGUGAAGCCUGAGCGCUCGAAUGGCCAACACCACAGUGCUGAACACCUCAGAAGUCGCCGUCUCGGCAGGGUUGAUCCUGGCGGCUGUCGUGGAGGCAGCAGCACUGCUGGGCAACGGCGCGCUGCUGGUCGUGGUGCUGCGCACCCCAGGACUGCGUGACACGCUCUACCUGGUGCACCUGUGCGUCGUGGACCUGCUGGCGGCCGCCUCCAUCAUGCCGCUGGGCCUACUGGCCGCGCCACCGCCCGGGCUGGGACGCGUGCGCCUGGGCCCCGCGCCGUGCCGCGCCGCGCGCUUCCUCUCGGCGGCGCUGCUCCCCGCCUGCACGCUCGGGGUGGCCGCGCUCGGUCUGGCGCGCUACCGCCUCAUAGUGCACCCGCUGCGGCCGGGCGCGCGGCCUCCGCCGGGCCUGGUGCUCACGGCCGUGUGGGCCGCCGCGGGGCUGCUGGGCGCGCUCUCCUUGCUCGGGCCGCCGCCCGCGCCACCCCCGGCUCCACCGCGCUGCUCCGUCCUGGCCGGUGGCCUCGGGCCCUUCCGGCCGCUCUGGGCGCUGCUGGCCUUCGCGCUACCGGCCCUCCUGCUGCUCGGCGCCUACGGCGGCAUCUUCCUCGUGGCCCGCCGUGCGGCCCUGCGGCCCCCGCGGCCCGCGCGCGGCUCCCGGCCGCGCUCCGACUCUCUGGAUAGCCGCCUCUCCAUCUUGCCACCCCUCCGGCCUCGCCUGCCUGGGGGCAAAGCAGCCCUGGCCCCAGCCCUGGCCGUGGGCCAGUUCGCAGCCUGCUGGCUGCCCUAUGGCUGUGCGUGCCUGGCGCCCGCUGAGCAAGCCGCAGUGGCUGAGGCGCCCGUCACCUGGGUGGCCUACUCGGCCUUCGCGGUUCACCCCUUCCUGUAUGGCCUGCUACAGCGCCCCGUACGCCGGGCACUGGGCCGCCUUGCCCGCCGGGCUCUGCCCCAGCCCCCGCGGACCUGUACUCUCCGGGCCUGGCACCUGCCGACAUUUCUGCAGCACCUCCAGGGACCUUCAUUGCGCCCUGCCCUAGGCCCUCCUGGGGCACCAGAACAAGCCCCAGAUUUGCCAGAAGGGGAGAACCUGAGCACGACAGGGGCCACCUGAGAGGAGAUCUGUCUCCCAUACUGAGCUGGCACUGGAGAAAGAUGGUGGUGUCAGAAGGAGGCCCAUCCAAACUCCUGCACAGUUCCAGGCAGGUGCCCUGCCUGGAUUUCUGGCUCUGGAACAGGAGAAAGAGGGCCUGCAGCCUGGUGAGGCCAAGAGGCUUCUGGGAGCUAGGA
This is a messenger RNA of Leopardus geoffroyi (Geoffroy's cat), 1414 nucleotides long. It is a transcript of the gene GPR62, whose product is annotated as G protein-coupled receptor 62. Gene Ontology annotation, molecular function: G protein-coupled receptor activity. Lineage: Eukaryota; Metazoa; Chordata; Mammalia; Carnivora; Felidae. The transcript is spliced from 2 exons. Gene Ontology annotation, biological process: G protein-coupled receptor signaling pathway. The record is from RefSeq and is a predicted model, not a curated record. Bases 147 to 1238 code for a protein of 363 amino acids. Gene Ontology annotation, cellular component: endosome; plasma membrane; signaling receptor complex.